This is a messenger RNA of Manihot esculenta (cassava), 1921 nucleotides long. Its product is annotated as protein NCA1. NCBI's taxonomy places the organism in Eukaryota, Viridiplantae, Streptophyta, Magnoliopsida, Malpighiales, Euphorbiaceae. The transcript has 8 exons. Gene Ontology annotation, molecular function: protein binding; ubiquitin protein ligase activity. Bases 202 to 1347 code for a protein of 381 amino acids. The record is from RefSeq and is a predicted model, not a curated record. Gene Ontology annotation, biological process: protein ubiquitination.
UGACUGAAGAAAAAAAAAGGAAAAUAGAAGAGGAUAAAACCAGAGGAAGCAGACACCUGCCAUCUCCAAUUUCCUCUUCCCGAUACUAUCGGCUGGAGCCAUUUUCCGAAACACGCAGCGAUACCCAGACCCAGAAAGACGACCAACGACAACUACCCAACUCAAACCUCAGGGUUUCUUCCAUUCAUACUUCUUACUAAGAUGACGCCGGUUUGCCCCUUUGUGAAGGCUGCACGCCCCGAUGAUUCGUCGUCGAAGAAACCGGGGGAGGUUCCGAACAAGCAUGGGGCGGAGCACGAUGGGAAGACGAAGAAAGAGUCCGGUGACUCUGCUAGCAUCUCUCCCAAGUGUCCCUUUGGAUAUGACUCUGCCAGUGCUUCUCCCAAGUCUGGCAGCAUUUCACCGAAGUGCCCCUUAGGAUAUGAUUCUCAAACAUUUAAAAUUGGCCCUCUUAGUUGUGUUUUGUGCCAAGCACUUCUGUUUGAGAGUAGCAGAUGUGUGCCUUGCUCUCAUGUAUAUUGCAAAGUUUGUAUUUCCCGCUUUAAAGACUGCCCAUUGUGCGGAGCUGACAUUGAGAAGAUUGAAGCUGAUACCAAUCUCCAGGCUGUAGUUGAUCGGUUCAUUGAGGGUCAUGCUAGAAUUAAGAGGUCUCAUGUUGACGCAGAAGACAAAGAGGAAGAAGUGGGUGACGAUAAAAAAGUGAUAUAUGAGGAUGUAUCGUUGGAAAGGGGUGCUUUUUUGAUGCAGCAUGCCAUGAGGGCUUUGCGUGCCCAGAAUGUGGAAAGUGCCAAAUCAAGGCUCAGUCUAUGUGCAGAAGAUAUCCGAGGUCAGAUAGAGAAAACAGGGGACACUUCAGAGUUAUGUUCACAGCUCGGGGCAGUUCUGGGUAUGCUUGGUGACUGCUGCCGCACAAUGGGUGAUCCUGGUUCUGCAGUUGCUUAUUUUGAAGAGAGUGUAGAGUUCCUCUCAAAAUUACCUACAGAUAAUCAGGAGAUAACACAUACACUAUCUGUUUCUCUUAAUAAAAUUGGAGAUCUUAAAUAUUAUGCUGGAGAUGUGGAAGCUGCUAGGUCUUACUAUUUUCGUGCUCUCAAUGUUCGCCGUGAGGCCAUCAAACAUUAUCCUAAUGUUUCAUCCCAGACUCUAGAUGUGGCUGUUUCCAUAGCAAAAGUUGCUGAUGCAGAUAGGAGUCUUGGAAACGAGGAUGAAGCACUUGAUAAAUUUCAAGAAGCCAUAAAAUUGUUGGAAUGCUUGACAAUAAAACCUGAAGAAGUUUCUCUUGAGCAGCGGCGCUCUUCAGUGCUGGAAUUUCUUAAAAAUCAGCUUUCAGAGAAACAGUCUGAUUAAGCUCGCGGAAUUGAGCUUCCUUCUAGCAGUUCCAUUGGAGAAUAAAAUCGAGCUAAAUAAAAUGGCCCGUUUCCUGUAUAUGUAGGAAAUCAACUUAAUAUCAAAUAAGCUCAAUUUUAGCUAUGGAGGUUGAAUUACUAGGAGAUGGAAAGCUUUCAGAGAAUGUUAGGCAGUCCUGGAGUACAAGUGGGUUGCUUUUGCGCCGUGUGUCUUUUAUAGCUAUACCCAUGUCUGAUUUAGCAUUGGCUCGAGCAGUGCUACAUGAGAGUUUACUCCGCUUAUUUCAAGUGCAAGUUCUCAAACACUUGAAGUUCCAUGUUUCGUGGAUCUUGGAGUCGCUGUCUAAACUCUAAAGUUGGAGUGUCCUUCCACUGCAAUUUUUUCACUUCUUAGAAUUAUCCCUGUGUGAACAAGGAGAACUUACUGUAUAUGCUUUGCAAUCUUGUUAGAAAAUGCCAUGCUAUCCUGUUAGAAACUAGAAAGCACACACGCUUGGAAUUAUGAACUCAAUAAUAUGCUUGGUUUUGCGGUGUGAAAAACGCUAUAGAUCAUCAUUGACGAUGGAUUUGUUGCA